CAACACUUGAGCAUGCUCUCCAGGCUCGUGGUUCCUUUGGGACAUAGUUAAUUUCAUGAAUAUAUAUUAUAUAUUUUUUCAUUUGGAAGUCAGAAGACACUUGUAAUGUCUCAUCUUCAAGAGAAUUCGCGGUGGCCCCGAGUUUCAAAGUUCACUUUAUCAGCCUGUGCUGCAGCUGUGGCAGAAUUGGUCACAUUCCCCCUGGAUCUUACCAAAACCAGACUCCAGAUCCAGGGUGAAGGCAGAUCUGGAAAGAAUGGUGGAAGCGUACAGACUCAGAAAUACAGGGGCAUGUUGAGCACAGCUGCAGGUAUAGUGCGAGAAGAGGGGCCCUUGAAACUGUGGCAAGGGGUCACACCAGCUAUCUACAGACAUAUAGUGUAUUCAGGCGGCAGGAUGCUGGCCUACGAACAGAUGAGGGAAUCUGUCUUGGGAAAAUCUGAAGAUGGCAUUUUUCCAGUUUGGAAAGCAGUGAUCGCCAGUAUGAUAUCAGGUGCUUUGGGUCAGUUCAUAGCUAGUCCAACUGACCUAGUGAAAGUUCAGAUGCAAAUGGAGGGCAGGCGACGACUAGAAGGGAAGCCGCCGAGGGUACGUGGAGUUUAUCAUGCUUUUACAAAGAUCGUCGCACAAGGAGGAAUACGAGGUCUUUGGGCCGGAUGGGUUCCCAAUGUUCAGAGAGCCGCACUGGUCAAUCUAGGAGAUCUCAUGACGUACGAUACAGUGAAGCAUUUUCUGCUGAGAAACACCUCCAUACCGGACAACAGCAUCUGUCAUGGAUUGUCAAGCAUAUGCUCGGGAUUGGUUGCUGCUACUAUGGGAACACCGGCGGACGUGGUGAAAACUAGAGUCAUGAACCAGCCUCGGGAUUCAAACGGGAGGGGUCUUCUCUACAGAAAUUCUACUGACUGUCUGCUUCAGUCGGUCCGAAGAGAAGGAUUUUUUUCUCUAUAUAAAGGAUUUCUUCCAACGUGGUUUAGAAUGGCUCCCUGGUCUUUGACUUUUUGGCUUACAUUUGAGCAACUGAGACGAGCAAUGGGAAUCAGCUCAUUUUAAUGAUUUUUUUGUGUUUUGUGUUUGUUUAAUUUGUAUCUUUAAACCGUUACUUGCUGACAUUCCACUCUUUAUUCAAUUGUUGGGCACUAGUAUGAGAAAAAAUACUUUUUUACAUCACUAGUAUGAGAAAAUACAAGGUUUCUUGGAUAAAUAAAAUAUGUUACAGACCUUUA
Messenger RNA from Danio rerio (zebrafish), 1226 nucleotides. RefSeq names its product solute carrier family 25 member 27 (gene slc25a27). NCBI's taxonomy places the organism in Eukaryota, Metazoa, Chordata, Actinopteri, Cypriniformes, Danionidae. The record is from RefSeq and is marked provisional. Gene Ontology annotation, cellular component: membrane; mitochondrial inner membrane. Gene Ontology annotation, biological process: transmembrane transport.